Nicotiana attenuata is the source of this 1425-nucleotide messenger RNA. RefSeq names its product receptor-like protein 12. The record is from RefSeq and is a predicted model, not a curated record. The transcript has 2 exons. The coding region runs from base 1 to 1425 and encodes 474 amino acids. Gene Ontology annotation, molecular function: protein binding. NCBI's taxonomy places the organism in Eukaryota, Viridiplantae, Streptophyta, Magnoliopsida, Solanales, Solanaceae.
AUGAAAAUAUCACUCAUUCUACAGCUUUCUUCCAUCACUGUGCUGGUGGUGUUUCUAAUUAGUUCUAAUAUUUCUCCCGUAUAUGGUCAUUGUUUGCGCGAUCAAAAGGCCUUGUUGCUUAAACUCAAGAAUGGACUUACAUUUGAUUCUUCUUUGUCAACCAAACUAGACAGAUGGGAUCAAAACACUGACUGUUGCCAGUGGCCCGGCGUAAGUUGUGAUCAGAAAGGUCAUGUUCUUGUUCUGGAACUGGACAAUGAAACAAUUUCUGGCGGAGUUGAGAAUUCAAGCAGUCUAUUCGAUCUUAAGUAUCUUGAGAAGCUGAAUUUGGCUUAUAAUCAGUUAGACGCUCUUGAGAGCCCGGAUCUGAAAACACUGGUUGGAAACCUAACAAAUCUUGAAAAACUUUAUCUUGACGACCUAAAUAUUUACAUGAAUGGAACUGAGUGGUGCUGGGCUUUGUCUUCGUCUCUACUUAAGUUGAGAGUGUUAAGCAUGACGCGUUGUGCCAUUUCAGGUCCUCUUGAUCCCGUCUUUCUAAAGCUCCAUUUCCUAGCAGUCAUUCGUCUCGAUCACAAUGACAUGUCUACUAUUGAUCUUGAAUUGCUAGCUAAUUUUACAAAAUUGACUACCCUUAGUCUCAUGAGCUGCAACUUGCGCGGUUCAUUUCCUAGUAAAAUCAUUCAGGUACCAACUCUACAGGAUCUUGAUUUAUCAUAUAAUGAAAACCUUAUUAGCACUUUACCUGAAUUUCCACAGAAAAGUGCAUUAAGGGAAUUAGUGCUUAGCCACACAGGUUUCACUGGUUCACUUCCAAAUUCAAUUGCUAACUUAAGAAGUUGCAAUUUUAGUGGACAUAUUCCAUCAAAUUUGGGAAAUCUCACAGACCUGAUUCACUUAGACUUGUCAUUCAAUAACUUUACUGGAUCAAUCCCACUCUUUCAUAAGGCAAAGAAGCUCAAUCACAUUGACCUUUCUAAUAACAAUGGUCCACUUUCUUCUGCUCAAACUCAAUUAUCAGUUCUCCUUUUUCUCCCCUCAUUGCAGUUCCUUAGUAUUCAAAAGAGUCAUUUACGCGGAAAAGUCCAUGAAUUUUCAAAUGCAUCCUCUUCUGUUCUGGAAACACUUGAUUUGAGUAAUAAUCAUCUAAAUGGAUCGAUCCCUCGGUCUAUCUUUAUACUCAAAAGGCUUUCAGAACUCUCACUUUCUUCCAACUCCUUUAGUGGGACCAUUAAUAUCGAAGCGAUAAAGGGACUUCCUAAGCUAACCAACCUUGACCUUUCUUACAACAACUUGAGAAUUGAUAUACAUGAUAGUAAUUCAACCUCAUUACCCUUUCCAGUUGAAAUGAGCAACCUGAGGUUGGCUUCAUGCAGUUGCAAAAGUUUCCGGAUCUUAAAAACCAAUCGUUGUUUGUCGAAUUAG